Messenger RNA from Cebus imitator (Panamanian white-faced capuchin), 1861 nucleotides. It is a transcript of the gene RSPH3, whose product is annotated as radial spoke head 3. Gene Ontology annotation, cellular component: cilium. The record is from RefSeq and is a predicted model, not a curated record. Lineage: Eukaryota; Metazoa; Chordata; Mammalia; Primates; Cebidae. The transcript has 8 exons. The coding region runs from base 1 to 1686 and encodes 561 amino acids.
AUGACAGCUUGUGCAGUGGGACUGCAAGCGCUCAGCUCUGCUGAGAAAAAAGGUCCUCCGACUGCUAGCACACAGCGGCGAGCAGAGAAGGCAGGGGAGGAACUGCACAGACUCGGCUGCGGAGGGCGGCGGCGGCCCGCCCCUGGGGCGGGAAAAGCGGAGGUGCCGGGAGACACCUUGAAGCCCUUCCCCGCCCGGGCACAGAAUGGCGCCAACACCAGCCCUGCAAAGCCACAUUCCAAAGCGGGGCCGGUGACAGCCACCGUGGCCCCGCAGGCCUCAGAGAAGACGGUCAAGCCAGCCAAGGCCGCGUCCCUGGCCAGGGGACUCCCAACGCGCAGGCGCACCUGCCGGGGAGGUGCAGCUGGGCGGAGUCAAGAGCCGGAAGUGCCUAGCGCCGCAGCCCCUCCCGGGAAACCAGCGGACCGGAACUCCCCGGAGUUCCCGCCCCCAGACAGAGCCCCGGGUUGCUGGGCAACCGAUGCGGCCACUGCAGCUGGUCUCUGCUUUGCUGGGAACAAGCCCGGUGUAGCUCCCACCUCCGGCGCCGGUAACCUCCCGUCCCGCCCACCUCCCUUAUUGUCGCCUCUCCUCCCGUCGCGGAAUCCUUGCCCUUGGCACUACUUGCAUCUCUCCGGGUCCCACGACACCUUAGCGCCCACCUGCUUCAAAGCCAAGCUCCACCGAAAGCGAGGUGUUCUGCCCCCGGACAUGGCCUCGACGCUGACUGACAGCACCUCUCGGGCCCCGGGCACCUACACCUACACCUACACCAGCCGGCCUCGGGCACUGCCCUGCCAGCGCCGCCGUUACCGGGACAGCCUGACGCAGCCAGAUGAAGAACCUAUGCAUUAUGGAAACAUAAUGUAUGACAGAAGGGUAAUUCGAGGCAACACUUACGCACUCCAGACCGGGCCACUGCUCUUCGACUUUGAUCUUGAAGUUACACCGGUGUUAGAAGUUUUGGUGGGGAAAACAAUUGAGCAAUCUCUUCUGGAAGUCAUGGAAGAAGAAGAGUUGGCUAACCUGCGGGCCAGUCAGCGUGAGUAUGAAGAACUACGGAACAGUGAACGUGCUGAAGUUCAACGACUUGAAGAGCAAGAGAGGCGACACCGAGAAGAAAAAGAACGGCGUAAGAAACAGCAGUGGGAAAUAGCGCACAAGCAUAACGAGACAUCACAAAAAAUCGCUGCCCGAGCAUUUGCACAGCGUUACCUGGCUGACCUUCUCCCGUCUGUUUUUGGCAGCCUCAGAGAUAGUGGCUACUUUUAUGAUCCCAUUGAAAGAGAUAUUGAGAUAGGAUUUCUUCCAUGGCUAAUGAAUGAAGUUGAAAAAACCAUGGAAUAUAGCAUGGUGGGAAGAACAGUGCUUGACAUGUUGAUCCGUGAGGUGGUUGAAAACAGACUGUAUAUGUAUGAGCAUCAGAGAGACUCACAUCCGUCUCCAGAACCCGAGGUUGAGCCUCGUGGCCCUGAAGCAAUGAGAGAGUCACUGGGGGCUUCUGAAUUCCUGGAGCAGAGCAUGUCACAGACACAGGGACUGCUUUUAGACAGAGAUGACCUGCAAAGAACAACGUAUGACGAAAGUUCAUCACAGGAAAGGAAGCUUAUGGAACAGAGCGAGCUCUUAGGGCAGGAUGAAGAAACAGCCAGGAGGGAGUCCUUAGGGAAGGAAGAAUUGUCAUAGGAGGGGAGCUUCGAAGUCAUGAAACCAAUCAACAGCCAAGUCAGCAAGCAAUCAGGUAAUGAUGCAUGAGUCCCCUCAGGUUAUAGAAAUUAUGUUGUAUUUGGUCUAUAUGUCUUUUUGUCUAAUGGACUGGGCCAAUCAAAUGUCAUAAAAUAAAACUACUUUGAAAAUGAAA